This is a messenger RNA of Macrosteles quadrilineatus (aster leafhopper), 7365 nucleotides long. RefSeq names its product protein suppressor of forked (gene su(f)). Bases 171 to 2462 code for a protein of 763 amino acids. NCBI's taxonomy places the organism in Eukaryota, Metazoa, Arthropoda, Insecta, Hemiptera, Cicadellidae. Gene Ontology annotation, molecular function: protein binding; mRNA binding. Gene Ontology annotation, cellular component: nucleus. The transcript is spliced from 18 exons. Gene Ontology annotation, biological process: mRNA 3'-end processing. The record is from RefSeq and is a predicted model, not a curated record.
GAGUGUUCGUCACGUCACGUCACAUCAACUAGACUAUUUUAAUUUUCGCAUUGCUAGUUGCUAAGUUUUUUAGGUACUUAUUAAUUGUAUUAAUCAUAUCUUUAAUGGUUAUUGGAUACAAUUAUAUUUUUUUUAAUUAGUUACAACUAUUCCGCAACAGUUAUUCAGCAAUGGAUAUCAUAACUCCAGUGCAAAAUGAAGUUACGAUGGCGGCUCCGGCUUCGACUUUACAAACUACGGCCCAACAAGACAAUAACAACGACUACAUGGGAGUGGAUUGGGGAAGUGAAAAACUUGUAAGAGCCCAAGAAGCUAUUCGAGAGAACCGCUGGGAUCUAGAAGCUUGGGGUAUACUUAUUCGUGAAGCUCAGACAAGAUACGUCAAUGAAGUCAGACCGUUUUUUGAAGAACUUGUUGCUAAUUUUCCCACUUGUGGAAGAUAUUGGAAAAUUUAUAUUGAACAAGAGAUGAGAAGUCGGAAUUUUGAAAAAGUUGAAAAGCUUUUUCAACGGUGUCUUAUGAAAGUGCUCAAUAUAGAAUUGUGGAAACUGUAUCUAGGAUAUGUGAAGGAAACAAAAGCUGCUCUGACAACAUUCAAAGAGAAGAUGGCUCAAGCUUAUGAUUUUGCUCUGGAAAAGAUUGGAAUGGACAUUCAGUCUUACAGCAUAUGGAAUGAUUAUGUUACGUUUCUCAAGGGUGUAGAGGCUAUUGGAUCGUAUGCAGAGAACCAGAAAAUCAGCGCUGUUAGAAAGGUUUAUCAGAGAGGAGUGGUAAACCCCAUGGUCAGUAUAGAGACAUUCUGGAAGGACUAUAUGGCUUUUGAACAGAGUAUCAAUCCAAUUAUUGCAGAAAAGAUGGGUAUUGAAAGAAGCAGAGAUUACAUGAAUGCUCGUAGAGUGGCUAAAGAAUUUGAGACAAUCACCAGAGGACUGAACAAGAACAUUCCAAGCACACCUCCAACUGGCACCCUGGAAGAGAUAAAGCAGGUUGAGUUGUGGAAGAAAUACAUCCAGUGGGAAAAAUCCAACCCCUUGCGCAGUGAGGACACGACCCUAGUAACACGCAGGGUCAUGUUUGCCUUUGAGCAAUGUCUGCUGUGUGUAGGCCAUCAUCCAGACAUUUGGUAUGAAGCUGCACAGUUCCUUGACCAGAGCUCAAAACUACUGAUUGAAAAAGGGGACGUAACAUCAGCCAAGAUGUUCAGUGACGAAGCAGCCAACAUGUUCGAGCGUGCUACCGGCUCCACACUCAAAAACUCCAUGUUGCUGUACUUUGCCUACGCAGACUUUGAAGAGGGAAGAGUCAAGUAUGAAAAAGUUCAUCAAAUCUACCAGAGGUUCCUCGAAAUCGAAGAUAUAGACCCUACUUUGGCGUACAUUCAAUAUAUGAAGUUUGCAAGGAGAGCAGAAGGCAUCAAGUCUGCAAGGAAUGUUUUUAAAAGAGCUCGGGAGGACCCUCGUUCCAAAUGGCAGAUCUUUGUUGCUGCGGCUCUAAUGGAAUACUACUGCAGUAAAGAUAAAAAUAUUGCAUUCAGAAUAUUUGAACUCGGAUUGAAGAAGUUUUCAAACUGCCCAGAAUACAUUGUGUGCUAUGUUGACUACCUUUCACAUUUAAAUGAGGACAACAACACAAGAGUCUUGUUUGAAAGAGUGUUAUCCUCUGGAAGCUUAGAACCUGAAAAAUCAGUUGAUAUCUGGAACCGGUUUUUAGAAUUUGAGUCAAACAUUGGAGAUCUAGCAAGUAUAGUAAAGGUAGAAAAGAGAAGAAGUGCUGUGCUUGAAAAGAUCCUCUCGAAAUACCACACUCCUGAUCCAAAAUAUGAUCCCUAUCCAUGUCCUAUCAGCAUUGCAGAGUUUGAGGGUAAAGAAACAGCACAACUUGUUGACCGCUACAAGUUUCUCCGUUUAUAUCCCUGUUCUCCAGCUGAACUCAGGUCUAUAGGAUACAGUGAGGUAACUGCACAGGCCUCCAAAGCUGCUCACCUUGCCAUAACCGGCAAAAUUUUAAAAGACGGACUAGACGACCACGAGCCUACCCAGAGACAGUUGCCUAAACCUGAUCUCUCCCAGAUGGUCCCCUUCAAACCAAAGCGAGACCCUUACGUCGGAGAACACCCGACACCUGGAGGUACAUUCCCUCUUCCCCCCGCUGCAGCACACCUAUGCACUCUUCUACCUCCCCCUAACUGCUUCCACGGACCCUUCGUAGUGGUAGACAGCCUUAUAGACAUCUUCAACAAGAUACAAAUACCAGAGACACCUCCUGCACUGUUGGGUGAGAAUGGUUGUGACACCAAACUAUUUGACCUUGCCAAGUCAGUCCACUGGGUAGUAGAUGUGGACAACGGAGGAAGGAAAAAGCGAAAGAUUGGUGGUGGGGAUGAGAGUGAUGAUGACGAUGCUAGUGGAGCUCCACCAAUAAAUGACAUCUACCGACAACGUCAGCAGAAAAGAGUCAAGUAAAUCUUUACGAUGGCAUAAACCAUCCUAGAUCUCACCAAGGUUUUGAUUGCAAAACUUGUUUGUAUAAAUUGUGUAAUCAGUUUGACAGUUGAUGUUGUUAGGUAUUACAAAAGAAUUUUUUAUCAAAUACCCGUGAAUAAUUGACUGGUAUGUGACAUAUUUUUGAAAGAGUUUGGCUUUUUAUUUUCAUUUGUUUUUUUUUUAAUGAUUUGGCCAAUAUUCAGAGUUACCAUACAAAUUAUUAGUCUCAAGUAGGAAGUACCGGUAAUGAUAUAAUAUCAUUAUUUUAAAUAGCAUUUACUUAAACUUCAUAAUAAAAAUUUAGUAAAUUUUAACUACUAUGUAUUUUAAAAUGGGUGACGAUAUAUUUUUAAUAGAAAAUGUGUUUUUAUGUUAAAUAAAGAUUUAUUUUGUCACAUGCACUGCGUAUUACUGUGAAAUCUGUUAAAAUGUUCAAAUACUUUUAAAUUGAGUCCGGUAGAUUUAAUAAAAAUUAAUAAGUUACUAUAGUUUUUUAACCCCUCCAAAAACUGCCCCCAUUAUGUUCUCUCCAUUGUUGUAAUUAAAAUUUACCGUUACUAAAAAAUUGAGUUCAAACUUUGUUAAAUUUAGUUUUCUUCCAAUUUCUUACUUGUAAAAGUAUUAUACAUUAAAAUUGUAUUUGAUUUGAUGUUAGUAAAUUGAAUACAUACACAAAUGUCAGUAACCUUUGUUGUUACUAAUUUAUUAAUAAUACUAAGAUAACAAGAUGUUUAUACAAUGUUUUUAAUUAAUUAAUUAUUGAAGGCUGAAAUAGUAUAUUUCAUAGCAAAAGUAGAAAGUGAGUCAUAACAUAUUUGAGACCAUGUUUGAAGAGCGAGAUUAAUCGAGCACUUUAAAUGGUCGAGAAUAUGUAUGGACCCACCUUCACUCAAGUUUUGAACGUUACUUUUCGCUACUCUUCAAAGAAUAAUUAUUUUCUUCAUUACAAAACUCUAGAAUUUUUUAGGUUAUGCCUUAAAUUUAAAGUUAAUAUUUGCUUUAGUUGUUAAAAAUUGAAACAGUUGAUAAAACAAUAUUUAAAGUUGUUGACAGUGGAGAAUUUUUGGUUGUAAACAAUGUUACUUUCUGUAGUAAACAAUAGACAGCUGUUGAAAAUAAGAUGUUUCGUAGGUCGUAAACACAUAACGAAAACAGCUCAGCUCAUAGUAGUGUAGUGAAAAAUAAUUAUUUAUUGUGAACAUUGUUUAAUAAUCAUAAUUUAUAGUUGAGUGGAUAUUUUUUUGAUAUUUUAUUGUAUUGUCUGGCAACAAUAGGAGAGGAAUCUCCCUCUCCUAAUCAUCAACAAGUCUGGAUAGCCGAAGGGUUAUAAUUUUAUGCUCGCCUUCAAAUCUGAAAGACACUAGUUUAAUUCCAACCUAUGCAAAUCCAGACCCAAUUGUCAUCGGGCUAUCAAAAACUGAUAAUAUCUAACAAAAAGUCAAUGUUGGAUGGAUACAAGACCAAGUUUGAACCAUUCCCUUAAAACACCUGAAUUGUGUAGAAACACACCAUAUAAAAAUACCCCAGUCACAGCAAACCUACAGACUAAUGGAACUUCCAUUUUUUAGGUUGGGUUUUUACUAAAAUAUUUCCUCAUAAUUUUCAGGUAUAUUUCGUACUUAAAUAACAUUAAGUUUGGAAUACAACAAUAACUCAGCUCCUGUUGUAAGACCAGGGGAAAUGAUUAGAAGAAAACCAAAUAAUUUUGACUUGUGAAGGAGGGAUGACAUUAGUAGUUAAUACAUAUGUUAAUAACAUAUGGUAAUUGUUCAACAUAUGUUUUGUGUUAUUGUUUUAUAUUUUGAUUGAGUUUUUGUUUAGAAAUACACACAAGUUUAGAAAUACACACAACCUUUCAUGAAUUCAGUACAAUUAUUUAAUAAUUAAUCAAACUAGCAGUUACCCACGGGCUUCACCCCGUUUGACUUUAUAAGUAUUAUUAAUAAAACUAUUGAUUAAAAAAGUAAUUUUGGCAAAUUUUAUCAAAAUAUAUCCAUGAACAAGCAGACUAAAUCAGUUUAAAAUUUUAAAUUUACAGGUUUUGUAAUUUUCUUUAUAAACAUUAGAUAUACAACAAUGCUUCAACUUACUGAAUUAUUGUGUUUUUUUAGCUUUACAUAAUAAUUUAGAAAUACUUGCAAAAUGCUCUGGUCAAAAAUUGGCAGAUCCAAUUUUUACCCCAUAAAUCUGCUGGUUCACAAACUGGUUCAAAUAAACGUAGGUUUACUUGUUUUUGCCAAAGUCCAAUUAUAUCAAUUAUUUAAGAUGUGGACGCCACUAUGGGCGUGUUUUAACCCAAAUAUGAGUGAAGGAUGAGUGGCGCGAUCUUGUUAGUGACUAAGGCCAACAUGUUCCUUAGACACAGCUGUUAAUUAAUAGCCCAUACAGCUAAUGGUAACUAAGGGACCUACAGUUUAUAGUGGAAUCGGAACCAAUUUUAUCCUUGUGAUAAUUAAUGAAUUGUUCUAAUUAUCAGGAUAGUACUGCGGAUAGUCACAGUACUCUCUAGUGCGGAUGUUAAUCCACACCUGGGAGCAUCGCAUCCACAGUGCAUGCCUAUAAAUAUCCAUAAUUCGUGACCUCCUAGUAGCUGGAUUACAAAAUGACACCACCGUCCCAGUCUUUCAUUCAUCAAAGUUGGUUGAUUUUUAAGUCUAUUGUCGUGUUAAGAGACACAUAUAAUUAUAAAAUUUAUUUGAACUGAUGGGGUUUUUGGGUUGUGAGGACAUAAAAACAAAACAAAAAAUAAUUGGACCCGGGUCCAGGUCUUACCAUGAGAACUACAAUAAUAGCUUACUCCCUCUAAGAGAAAUUUGCUUAACUAAUUAAUUAUAUUGUUAUGUAAAAAAGAAAAAAAACUUUACGCCAAAUAAAGUUGAUUCCUUGUACGGAAUAUUUAAAACACAUGCCCAGCUAAUAACUUUUGGCUAUGUAUCAGAAACCCAGCCACUUUCUAGGACUUCAGAAUUUUUACUUUAUUUGCAUGGGAAUGGUCCAAACCCUGGUCUUGUUACUGUAUAACCACGGCUACCUUUAACUACAGGCCGCGGCCAGCGAGAAUUGGUAACGUCGCACCGAGCAUUAACUCCCGGCCGUUUCACCAUUACGGUAGUACGGUUUAAAUAUACUGCAUUUUUACACCCUUACAAUUGAGAUAAAAUUUUUAAAUUUGGUACAGAGCUAGGGAAUAAACCCUUCAUGCCAAUGGUAUGGUUUUGAAAAUUCAAAUUUCAUUUGGUAGUAGGCUAUAUAUAAAUAUUUUAAAAAUUAACACAUUAGAAAAAGUUUGGAAAAGUAAAGUGAAAAAGUUAGUCGCCUACUAAAAUUGUUGUUUGUUGGUCAGAGAAGUUUCGUCUGUGAGAAAGUUGUAGAUAAUUAAAUAUACUUUACUGUUUGUAACUUUUCUUUCUAUCAUGCUUAUUAGUUUUGUAAAAAUUUUGGGUUGAACAAAGCGACCAAAUCUCAGUUUUAUGUCGCUACGCGGCGAGUAGCGCUGCCUGCAAGCUGUAGUGUAGUAUCGCACAGCUAACAAUUAAUGUAGGACAACUGAAUUAUUUCAAGCUGGUCAAUAUGCCAUGGUUUAUAUGCUGUUUUGGUUAUCCUCAAGAAAUUACUUUUGUAUCAAAUAUUGCUUUAAAAUACAUACAUUCCCAACCAGUACAGAAGUUCAGUUAUGCCUGUGUUCCUUAUAUUUCCCCGUAAUAAGUAAUAUUAUUACAGACAACAGCACAUCAUUGAAUGCAUUUUGAAGACAGGUUAACUAUUUACUACAAUCCAACCAACAAGUUUACAAGUACACACUGCACGACUUAAUGUCUUCAUAAUUAAAUACCGUAGCCUAAAACAGGAAUGCCUUUUCCGUUUUCCUUUUAGUUUUAAUAACUUUGCUCUAGUUUAUUAUGAAUUUUAAGUAUGUGUUUUAUUUACACGGCUGGUUUUUUUUUGUGACAGUGGUUUUUAUGUCAGAUAUCGAUAUUCCAGAAAUAGCUUAAACUGUUUCUAUUUGUGGAGUAAAUUUGAAGGAAAUAGUGUCAAAAAUUAUUUUGAGAAUGAACAAUAUUUUGUUAAAUAACUACACAAAAGUAAAAAAGACAAAAAUAAUAGCCACUGUAACCAUAGAAAAAUGCCAAUCCUUUCUUGAAUAAAAAUUUUAUUUAUUGCUUUUGUUAAUUUUACUUUGUAUAGUAAACGGCAUCAUUCUAAUAAUUGAUAAAACAAUAGCUUACAUAGAAGCUGAAGCUGUAACUAAAUAACAUUGUAAAUAGGAUUUAAAUUUUAAAUGUUUAACAAAUAAUAAAUCAUAGAGUAAAUACGUAAAAGAGACGGAAGAAAACUACAAUUAUAGGCAUAAUACUUAUAUGUUUAAUGUACCGUAAAAGGCUUUAAUAAAUAUUGUAUUUUAUUCUUGUAUUGACACAAAAGCCUUGUAUAAUUCUUUCCUUCUUUUCCUACACAUCAGUGUUGUCAGAUACAAAACAUCUAAAUUAAUAGAUAAUUUGCGUGCUUGUUCCAAUCCUCCGUGGCGCGAGCGCGAGCGUUCAGUGGUGUAGCUUAGCAGUAGCCAUCCAGCCAUCCCAUGCGGUGUUACCACUUUAAACGCCGCGGCCUGUAGUUAAAGGUGGCCGUGGUAUAAUGUUUACCUUUUGUUGGCAUCAAUAUUUGAUAGCACCACGAUUGACAGUUAAUGGUAUCUGGGUCCUGAAACAUUCUCGCUUGGAAUUCAAACAGAGACCUUCGGAUUUGAAGGCUGCACUAUAACUCAGACAAUUAGUUUGUAUUUCUUUAUAUUUUCAUAAAAACAAAUACAUGCACAGAAAUGUUAUCAUUUUUGUGUUUCUAGUUUCCAGUAUUAUUGUAAUUUAAAGAGCAAUAAAAAUAUGAU